Mangifera indica (mango) is the source of this 1405-nucleotide messenger RNA. RefSeq names its product putative MO25-like protein At5g47540. Gene Ontology annotation, molecular function: protein serine/threonine kinase activator activity. Lineage: Eukaryota; Viridiplantae; Streptophyta; Magnoliopsida; Sapindales; Anacardiaceae. The transcript is spliced from 11 exons. Gene Ontology annotation, biological process: intracellular signal transduction. Bases 141 to 1166 code for a protein of 341 amino acids. The record is from RefSeq and is a predicted model, not a curated record.
UUCGUGGGAAACAAACGGUCAACUUUCCUUACUCUCUGGAAGAGCAAGAAAGAAAACAAAAGAGGAAAAAUAAAAAAAAUAAGCCAUGCCCUUUGGAACCCUAACCGUAUAGAGUGAAGAUACGUAUAAUUUAUACGAGGAUGAAAAUUUUAUUUAAAUCCAAAUCCAAAUCCCCAAAAGCUUCCGAUGAAGUUGUACGUCUAACUCGUAAUCUGCUGGUUUCUCUCCUCUCCAAUGAACCUGAUAGUCGUAAACGUGAUGAGAAGAUAGCUGAACUAAAUAAGUUAAUCCGGGAUAUGAAGUUGACUCUUUACGGAAGUGCUGAAUCCGGGCCUGUUGCUGAAGCUUGUAAAAAGUUGACAGAAGAGUUCUUCAAAGAGGACACCCUUCGCCUUCUCAUUAUCUGUCUUCCAAGAUUAAAUUUGGAGGCUCGCAAAGAUGCCACCCAAGUGGUUGCAAAUUUGCAGAGGCAACAUGUUGAUGGAAGGUUAAUUGCUCCUAUUUAUUUGGAAGAAAACUUAGAUCUUUUGGAAAGUCUCGUUUCUGGGUAUGAGGACCCUGAGAUAGCUUUGCAUUAUGGUAAUAUGUUGACAGAAUGUAUCAGACAUCAAAUUAUUGCAAGGAGUGUCUUGGAAUCAGAGUCCUUCAGGAAGUUUUUUGACUAUAUACAGCUCCCACAAUUUGAUAUUGCAGCAGAUGCUACAGCAACUUUCAAGGAGCUAUUGACUAGGCAUAAAUCAACAGUUGCUGGAUUUCUUUCCACUAAUUUUGAUUGGUUUUUCCAUGACUACAAUACCAAGUUGCUCGAAUCAAGAAAUUAUAUCACAAGAAGGCAAGCUCUCAAGCUGCUCGGUGACAUCCUACUUGAACGUUCAAACUCUGCUGUGAUGAUGCGUUAUGUUAGCUCCAAAGAUAACUUGAUUAUUCUAAUGAAUCUAUUAAGGCAAUCAAGCAAGAACAUCCAGAUGGAUGCUUUCCAUGUAUUUAAGCUAUUUGCCGCAAACCAAAAUAAGCCUCCUGAAAUUAUGAAUUUACUAAUUGCCAACCAAGACAAGCUUCUGCGAUUUUUGGCUGAUUUCAACUCUGACAAAGAGGAUGCCCAGUUUCAGGAAGACAAAGCUCAGGUGAUGGCAGAAAUUGCUGAACUGGCACUGCAAGCUAACUAGUGAUUCUUCAAGGACAGACUUUACAACCCUUCUAGAAAUAACGCAAAAUUAAGCUCUUUGUAAUUGCUCUUCAAUUGAUUAUUUCUUGGAAUCAUACAUUCUUCUGCGCAUUUAUCUUUUUCUUUGUUUACCAGUUUUGAUUAUAAUUCUCUCGAGAAUUUAUACUUAAUCUUAUUGAAAUUAUGUCAAUGGUAAUAUCAGUAAAGUUAUAAUGUUGAUUCAAAAGUAGAUUUAUUGGA